GGAAGGCGCGUGGGUCUCCGCAGCCACGAUGGAGGCCGGGGUCGGUGCGGAGCGGAGCCCGGAGGAGGCGGGCGCGGAGCCGGAGUGGACGGACUCGGAGUCGGAGGAGGCGGCGGCGGCCGCGGGCCGGGGAGACUUCGCGGCGGGCUUCGCGUUCUCCGAGAAGGAAGCCACGGCGGGAGCGGGCAGCGGGGCCUGGGCGGAGGCUCUGGGGCAGCUCAAGCGCAAGCGCUGCGCCACCAGCUUGGAUGAGAAGAUCGCGGCAGUGAGGAGGCAGCGCAGAGCUCAGGAGAAGGCAACCCGAGAAGGCGCGGUCCCCCGGGGAAGUGAGGCCGAGGCCGGGGACAACGAGGAGGAGGAGGAGGAAGAGGCGCUGCAGUCGGAGCAUUCUUCGGCAGAUGAGAGCGUCUUUGCAAAAGCUGAUACUCUAAAGCUGAAGCAGCGAUGGAAACAGAAGCACGGUGAAAAGGAGGAAGCCACACAGUUCUUUCAGGAAGAUGCUUCGCAGUACGAUGAUAGUUUGUCCUUCCAAGACAUGAACCUCUCUCGACCCUUGCUGAAGGCCAUAACCGCCCUGGGCUUCAAGCAGCCUACCCCGAUCCAGAAGGCCUGCAUCCCUGUAGGACUGCUGGGGAAGGACCUGUGUGCCUGUGCAGCCACAGGAACAGGAAAGACCGCCGCCUUCAUCCUUCCCGUCCUGGAGCGCCUGAUCUACAAACCUCGGCAGGCCCCCGUCAGUCGGGUGUUGGUGCUGGUGCCAACCCGGGAGCUGGGCAUCCAGGUGCACUCGGUUACAAAGCAGCUGGCUCAGUUCAGCAACAUCACGGCAUGCCUGGCAGUGGGUGGCUUGGACCUCAAGACCCAGGAGUCAGCCCUGCGCUCCGGCCCUGACAUUGUCAUUGCCACUCCUGGCCGCCUCAUUGACCAUCUGCACAACUGUCCCUCCUUCCACCUGGGCAGCAUUGAGGUCCUCAUCCUGGAUGAAGCCGACCGGAUGUUGGAUGAGUAUUUUGAGGAGCAGAUGAAGGAGAUCAUCCGGAUGUGUGCUCGACAUCGCCAGACCAUGCUCUUUUCUGCAACCAUGACAGACGAGGUCAAGGAUUUGGCUUCGGUUUCUUUGAAAAACCCCGUCCGGAUCUUUGUGAACAGCAACACAGAGGUGGCCCCCUUUCUGCGCCAGGAGUUCAUCCGCAUCCGGCCGAGCCGUGAGGGGGACCGGGAAGCCAUCGUGGCAGCUCUGCUCACAAGGACGUUCCCAGACCACGUGAUGCUCUUCACCCAGACCAAGAAGCAGGCCCACCGCCUGCACAUCCUCCUGGGCCUGAUGGGUCUCCGUGUCGGGGAGCUGCACGGCAACCUUUCCCAGGCCCAGCGGUUGGAGGCUCUCCGGCAAUUCAAGGACGAGCAGAUUGACGUGCUGGUGGCCACCGACGUGGCCGCUCGGGGCCUCGAUAUCGUGGGCGUCAAAACAGUGAUCAACUUCACCAUGCCCAACACCACCAAGCACUACGUCCACCGGGUGGGGCGCACAGCUCGGGCGGGCCGCGUGGGCCGCUCCGUGUCCUUAGUGGGCGAGGAAGAGCGCAAGAUGCUGAAGGAGAUCGUCAAGGCUGCCAAGACCCCCGUGAAGGCCAGGAUCCUCCCCCAGGAUGUGAUUCUGCGCUUCCGGGAGAAGAUUGAGAAGCUGGAGCCAGAUGUGUACGCUGUGCUGCGCUUGGAGCGGGAAGAGCGGGAGCUGCAGUCCUCGGAGGCCCAGAUCAACACUGCCAAGCGGAAGUUGGACCCUGGUUCCCAGCAACCAGCCGGAUGCACUCCCCGCAGCUGGUUCCAGAGCCAGGAGGAGAGGAAGAAGGAGAAGCUGGCCAAGGCUCUCCAGGAGUUUGACCUGGCACUUCGAGGCAAGAAGAAGAGAACAAAGUUUGUGAGGGAUUCCCAGAAGAAGGCUCAGCCAACGCCAGAGGAACGUUCCCAGUUUGAGAUCUUGAAGGCCCAGAUGUAUGCCGAGCGGCUGGCCAAGAGGGACCGCCGGCCCAAGCGAGCCCGGGCCAUGCCGGAGGAAACGCCGCUGGUAGAGACGAAGGCUGGGCCCAAGCAGCAGCGCAAGAAGGUGACGUCGGUGUUUGAUGUGGAGCUCACCAGCACAAACAAGAAGGCCCUCAAGCAGUAUCGAGCGGGGCCUUCCUUUGAGGACCGCAGGCGUCUGGGCCUCCCGGAUAGAAGGAAAGGGGGAAAAUUUAAAACCAAGUCCAGGUACAGGCGGAAGUGAACGCACCUGUGAGCCGGGCUGCAGAGGCCUCUGCGCAGCGGCCCUUGUGGAAUUCGGGAUCCCUCCACAUUCGCUCCCCUUGCAGGAGCCUAGCAGUUGGAAAGGAGCCGUGCCCAGAAAAGCCACCUGGCUGCUUUAGGACUUGGCUGAAGACCUGGACCUGGUCAGAGGGGCCUCCCUCGGGCGUCUCUGAAGCUUCCUAGAAAGGAAGACCUUGAGACCAAAAAAACCAACUAUGUUGUUGACGCAAGGCCUGCCUAGCUAGGGAGCCCGAGAGGGUGGUGUGUGAUCUUUACCUAACAGCUAUUAAAGGAAGCUCUGACAUUGGCCU
This is a messenger RNA of Notechis scutatus (mainland tiger snake), 2597 nucleotides long. The record is from RefSeq and is a predicted model, not a curated record. Lineage: Eukaryota; Metazoa; Chordata; Lepidosauria; Squamata; Elapidae.